CAAAGUUGGCCUGAGGGUGAGGGAGGCCCAGAAUAUUCUACCCUACCACUAAAGUAACAGCAUCAUUUCUCCAUUUCGUGCUUUGUUUCCCAAUCACACACACGCCUGGGCUGGUUACUCCGUACUCACUGCAAAAUCAUCGAUCAAAACUUUGUCCAGAACGAAUCUGAAGAUGGAAACCCUAGGAAAAGCAAUAUACACCGUUGGUUUCUGGAUUCGCGAGACCGGCCAGGCCCUCGAUCGCGUCGGCUGCCGACUCCAAGGCAACUACUUAUUCCAAGAGCAACUUUCUAGGCAUAGGACUCUGAUGAACAUAUUUGAUAAAGCUCCUGUGAUCGACAAGGAUGCAUUUGUAGCCCCUAGUGCUUCUGUCAUCGGCAAUGUUCAGGUGGGAAGAGGAUCAUCUAUUUGGUAUGGAUGUGUUUUAAGGGGGGAUGUCAACAGCAUUAGUGUUGGAUCUGGAACUAAUAUACAAGACAACUCCCUUGUGCAUGUGGCAAAGUCUAAUCUAAGUGGGAAAGUGCUACCAACUAUCAUUGGGGAUAAUGUUACUGUUGGUCAUAGUGCUGUUUUACAUGGCUGUACUGUUGAGGAUGAAGCAUUUGUCGGCAUGGGAGCAACCCUUCUUGAUGAUGUAGUUGUGGAGAAACAUGCUAUGGUUGCUGCAGGAGCCCUUGUGAGACAAAAUACGAGGAUCCCUGCCGGGGAGGUGUGGGGAGGCAAUCCAGCAAAGUUCCUGAGGAAGCUAACUGAUGAAGAGAUAGUGUUUAUUUCUCAGUCAGCCACCAAUUAUACCAACCUUGCUCAGGUUCAUGCAGCUGAGAAUGCAAAGCCCUUUGAUGAAAUUGAAUUUGAGAAAGUUCUCCGCAAGAAGUUUGCUCGUAGGGAUGAAGAGUAUGACUCAAUGCUGGGCAUCGUACGGGAAACUCCCCCUGAACUAAUUCUUCCAGACAAUAUCCUACCAGAUAAAGAACAGAAGUCUUCUCAAAAAUGAUCUUUUUCACAAGUUAAUAUUUGUUUGCUUCAAGCCUUUAGAUUUGGCAUUGAGGAAUAUUUGUUGUUAUGUGCAACUACAUGGCAGAGGGAUGAUUUUCUUUCCCAAUAAGACCGGACAUGUUUUAUAUAGAGCCAUGGCUCCUUUUUAGUUAUAAGCUCUACUCUUUGUAUGGUUACUCAGAGACUCAUUUCAUGACCGGAGGAAUGUAUUUUGAUA
This is a messenger RNA of Durio zibethinus, 1213 nucleotides long. Its product is annotated as gamma carbonic anhydrase 1, mitochondrial. NCBI's taxonomy places the organism in Eukaryota, Viridiplantae, Streptophyta, Magnoliopsida, Malvales, Malvaceae. The record is from RefSeq and is a predicted model, not a curated record.